This is a messenger RNA of Daktulosphaira vitifoliae (grape phylloxera), 1002 nucleotides long. RefSeq lists its product as uncharacterized. The transcript is spliced from 3 exons. The coding region runs from base 1 to 819 and encodes 272 amino acids. The record is from RefSeq and is a predicted model, not a curated record. NCBI's taxonomy places the organism in Eukaryota, Metazoa, Arthropoda, Insecta, Hemiptera, Phylloxeridae.
AUGGUUAAAGCAUUUGAUGUAUUUGGUGUAAAAAUGGCACAUUUUAGAAAACUGAGCGAUAGUCAUGAUACUGAUGAAAGCGAUAGCGAUUCAAGUGUUAAUAGUUUUCAAAGUGAAGAUUUAGAAAAUGAACCUCACAUUAUUCUUUCUAGGCAUAUUCAAUGUUGUGCUCAUACAUUAAGCCUUUGUGCUACCAGUGAUUUAAUGAAAUCCAUCAAAUCAUCACUACAUCUCAAUGAAAUGCAUACUAAAGUCAUGCAAAAGUGUAAUACAUUAUGGAAUGCGGCAAGUCGACCAAAAUCAGCAGAGAUAAUUCAGUCAAUUUUAGGACAUACUCUAUCAAGACCCGAUUGCAGCUUUUUCUCACCCCAAGUUCAAAAUAAGUGGUUAAAUUGUAUUCAUACGUCAUCUUCUCGUGAUAAACUUUUAUCAAUAUUUAAAAAAGCAGUAACAGCUGAAUCUAAAACAAAAACUUGUGAAGAAAAUUUUGAAAUUGAAGACGAUCACUCUGACUUUUAUGACUUUGGUCCAGCAACACAAAACGACAGAACAGAUACAUCGACGUCUACUGAGAUUGAAGUGUUAAAAUAUUUUGAGGAUCCACGUCAACGUCUUGAAUGUUUAAACUCGUAUCCUACUAUCAAAAAAAUUUUUCUUCGGUACAAUACUCCUGUGGCGUCUUCAGCUCCAGUAGAGAGACUUUUCUCUUUUGCGACGAUGACAAAUUUACCAAAGUCAAAUAGGUUGUCAGAUGAUUUAUUUGAGUAUAAAGUUGUAUUAAAAUCAAAUUUAAAUUAUGAAUUACAAAAUAGAAACUAAAAUUAAAAUUAAUUAUUAUUUUUAUCACGAUUAUUGUUACUAUUAUGUAAAUUAUUGAUAUUGUUGUUAUAAUUAUUUGCUUUGUUAUGUAUAUUAUAUUUUUAUCAUAAUUUUGUUACACCAAAAUUGGAUAUUAUUCACAAAUUAUUUAACUAAUUUAUUCAGAAUAAUCAAUUUAUUCAU